AAAACAAAUUCGAAUGUCGCAUCACUAUCUCUUUUAUUAUAAAAAUAACUUUUGCGUGUAACGAAACGUGUCGCCAACUUCGGUUGUCUGUCAACAAACAUUAAUAAAAGUUCAUUACUUGUCAUUUUAUUAAAAGAAAAACGUAAUUUUCAUUGACAAAAAGCAACAGCUAUCAGAAAAUGGAGGUGCUGGUCAAAAGCGUGCUUAUUGGGGCAGCAGCUCUGGUGGCGGCUGUGACCAUCGCCGUGGAGUGGUGGCAAUACCGUCAGGUGCCGAAGACAUAUGCUGCUUAUGGACAACGGAAACCAAACUCGAAUUAAGAUCAAAGACCAGCCAAGAUGAGAUGGAAGUGGCGAUAUUAUUUAAUUUAAUUUAUUGUAAUUUAAUUUUAGUAUUACACUUAGUUUAGUAAUAAAAUAAGUGAGCUACAUAGAUGUCUAAGGUCCUUUGUUUUUUUACAUAAUAUAAAACAAAGUCGCUUUCUCUGUCCCUAUGUCCCUUUGUAUGCUUAUAUCUUUAAAACUACGCAAGGAAUUUUGAUUUUUGAAAAGAUAGACUGAUUCAAGAGGAAGGUUUAUAUGUAUAAUACGUGCGUAAUAGGGUGUCUUUUAGCAGCGCUAAUUGCUUACCAUUAGGUGAUCCAUCUACUCGUUUGCCUCAUAUUCCAAUUCCUUAAGUAAGAUUUUUUUAAGGGGGAAAAUCAUUGAAUGAUUUCUCCCGCGAAGCGAGAGGGAGUGUCAAACUCUUGCUGACUAAAACAUCUCCUUUCCUACGACUGCUAAUAUUAUAAUAAUAUUAAUUACAAAUAAGCUAAAUAAUCUUUGCAAUUAAGAUUAAUUUAGCGUAUUUUAUUUACUUCACGUAUUGCAAUAUUCUUGUCAUAUUAUUUAAGUAACUUUUAUGAGAAUUUACAUAAUUAUAUUGAAUUAUAAAUAUGUCUAAAUUAAUGUAUUAAUUAUUUAUUUACAAUGAGCUUAAGACUAAUAGAUAAACACCCAUAAUAAGUAUGUAGGUAUUUACUUUUAUGGAUCGAAUGUCGUCUGUUUGACGUUUGUCGGACUGUCAAAUUCAAUUGACAGAUACGACAAACGUCACUUCCGCUCGAGACAGCACCGCGCCCGCCACAUCACACUUUCGGAUCGUAUUUACAAUUGUGUCUAGCCAGAAAUUGAUAAUAACAACGAUUGCGUUCAUUGAGUAUUUGUGUUAGUAAUAUUAAAUCUAAUUAGUAAGCUGUAGAGGUGGUUUCAUUUUCCUUAUAAUCUAUAAUACUUGAAUACUGGCAACACUGCUCUGAUAAACAGUCGAUUGACCUUGAAAAUUCGAAGUAAACAUGAUUAAAGUAGAACUACAAUAUUUUGGUUGAAAAUAAUUACAAAUCCUGCCUGUGGUGUCGGUGUUCUACACAACUUCAGUUAAUUUAACGAAUUCAUUGUUAAAUAUGUGAAAAUGUGACGUUGAAUUAUGUUUAAAAGGCGAAGUAAGUCGAACUCCAACGGACUGGACAUCGCGAGAAUGAAACAAUAUUAAUUCCUUCACACAAUAUUUGUGGCAACUGUCGCUGAUUCUGACGCUACUUAUGCAACGUUCACCAGGACAGGUAGUAUUGGACCAUGGUCACCAUCACCCUCAACACGAGCUCUGCUGAACAGGUAUAGCGACGAGGUGGUUGUCUGUAAGAGUCUGACACUCUCUCUCGCCUCACCCAAGGCUGGAGAAGUCAUUGGAUGAUUUUCUUCCUCUAGAAAAGGUAUAUCGGGUCCGAAAUAAGUUGUUAUACUGAAUUAAAUACCAGCAACCUCUAACACACUUGUGAGACACAGUUGUCAGUAAGAGUCUGACUGUUCCUUUAUCUUCAACGGCACUUGAUGACACAAAACCCGGUGUUGGUUAGAAGCACAGCAACACUGCCAAAAUGUAUAGGAAACGAGAAGGAACGUCCGGCAUUAAAGGCCAGCUUUACGAAACAAAAUUAAUCAGCCUGAUUAACUUCAGAGCAAAGUUCGACAACAGCCUCAAAGAUUUCUAUCUAGCGACCAACAUGGCAGACAUAGGCACAUUUGACGAUAUAUGCUUCAGAGCUAAAGCGAAAAUUGGGAAAAAUAAUAAACAAAUCGCCAUUUUCAUUCAAGCGAAACACAGAGAAGCAGACAAAACUGUUUUGACGCUAAACAGCGCAAACGACUUAUCUAAAUGGUUUGAUAGCUACCUCACCAUCAAACGUUCCUUCAAACAAGACACCAAAGACGUCUUCUUUAAGGGAAAAUUUCAAGACAUUGACUCUUAUUUCAUUAUGUAUACAACAGCUAAAGAUGAUCGCGAUAAUGUACGAUUUGACACAGAAGUGGCUCAUAAACUCAACAGUUUAAUAGCUACAGGGAACGAUGCCGUCCAGCCGAAUCACAAAGAAACACAUGUGGAAUUCCUAUGUGACAUAGUCAUGAAGGAACAGCUAGUCGAGCUGGCUACUGUAUUUGCAGAAUUUGUAAAUAAAGACGACAAUACUGUGUUGUCAAUGAACAACGAUCUGAUACUCAUUUACCACGUGAUUCUGGCGAAAAAGUUCUUCCUUAUAAGCGAGAUUCGGAAUAAAAACGAAGACAGUGAACACAGAAUCGCUCGUUUUCGUAGUGAGUUUUACACAAGCGAUGAUGAAUUUAUGAAAUUAUUCAGAGACACGCUUUACAAAGAAAUUCUAAAGAAAAGAGCACUUGAUGAUGUCACUAGGAAUGAACUGCUAGUAAAGCUACUUGAGGAACCUUUAGAUGUUCAAAUAUUGGCAAAACUUAUACACAGCGUUGUGACACUAAACAAAGAUACUGGAAAACUGGAAUUUGUCAACAAAUCUGUGGGUGAAGAUUUAAGACAUAGAUUGGAAAAGGUAAAAGUCCUCCGGACGAAUGUACAUGAGGCCAUUUCCAUAGCCGCGGAAGAAAUACUGAGAUCAAAGGAAAUUAAAGUUCCAGUGCCAUUCGGCAACAAAGAUCUCACAGUGAGAGGGAGUGAAGAUACUAAUGACGAUUUCACAGCAGACAGCAUACUUGUGAAAGUCAAAAACAAAAUGGUGGAAAUGUUAUUGCAAUCCGCACCGGGAAAUAUAGUCACGAUAGACAAAAAUGUGGAAAAAGAAUUUUCGAAAAUCAACAUCGAUUUAGCUAGUAUUAUGGGGAAUAUUUUAAUAGCAGACCAAAAUAGUAAAUACAUGCAAUUCUCAGACAAUACCGACACACUAGGUGACAUUGCGAAACAGUUGUUUUCCGAACUACAAUCCGCAAUACCAAAUUUACAAGAUUUUAAAUUUAAUGUAGAUGUUGAAACGUUUCCAGUGCUUUCUUUUGAGAAGAUAGAUUUAAUAGAAGAUGAUAUUUCAGCUCUCGCGACAACUAUUGGUACGUUUCUGAAUAAAAACACUGAUUCUGUGAUGCCAACGACAGAUAAUAUCCUACGACGAUACCACGUGGCUCUCACACAUAAAGUAAUGUACGCGAUGAAAAUGGGGAACAUUUUUGAUAUAACUUUCAAUGAGCACGCGGUGAAAUCAUUGAAUCUAACAGAGAAAUCAACAAACGUCAUUUUCGUAACGGAAAAUAUUCCUUUGACAGUAGUAAAACUGAUGCAGUCUUUGAACAAAUUCAAACACACUGUCAUGGAUUUAGAAGAUCUACUUCAAACGAAAGACUACUCUACACUUGUUGCAGAACUAACAAAAAUAGAACAAAACAAAAUUAUAAUACUAGCGUGCGAUAACAUACAAAGAAGCUCAAAUAAAAGAUUAGAAAAUAUUUCAAAUAUUUUGAAUGAAAAACGGAUAAUUAUCGUCACAAAUACAGCUGUGCUAGACACGGUCCAGAUAUAUUUUAAAGAUAUAAAAGAAAUAAGAGACGACAGAUGUAGUCUUGCAGACAUGAGUGAGAAGUCACAGAAAACUGUUUUACAAGCAAAAGUAAAUUUUCAAGAUGUCGAAGUGACAUUAGACACAAUCGUUGACGAGGAAUCGAUGCAAACCGUCGAAGGAGUUGUUUUAAACGACUUUAUUAAUAACGAAACAAGAUGUUUUAGUAACUCGGUUACAAAUGUAAAUUAUGAGAAAGUUAAACAUCUUUACGUGGACAGAAGAGUGUGUAUAGUGUGUAAGGCUACAGAGGCCAGGUAUAUUAUUCCUAAACAAAUAGUACUUUCCGAUCUAAAUGGCUUGUCGAAGGUAGUCCUGUUGACUGCAAAGCCAGGCAUGGGAAAAUCAACUUUAUUGACCCACUUGUCUAUUAAAACCAAAGAGUCAAUCAAACCCAGCAACUUGGAUAGCGAGAGUCAACUUGCUGGAUCAUUGUGAAAAAUUCAAUAAAUGGCAAGAAAACAAAGUGAGAAUUGAUAUUUUAGAAACUUUGAAGUUUUUGUGUCCAAUUAUUGUCGGAGGGAAUGGAAAGAGCGACUUGGAGUUCGAUUUAGAGGAAUCGGAAGGUGAAGUACAACUAAAAUCGUGUCGUAUAGACAAUCCCUGGACAGUGUUUGAAAUAAAAAUGUUCCUAGACUAUUUCAAUAGAAAGGAACUUAUCUUUUUAUUCGAUGGUUUCGAUGAGAUAUGUCCGCUCUAUACAGAAGUGGUAAUGUCCUUAUUAAAAGUUGUGCGGAAUUACACAAAUAGACAUGUAAUGUGGAUCACGAGUAGGUUUCACGAGAAGGUGAUGUCAAGAUUGGAACAAGAGUUUGGUCUACCGUAUGAAGUCAAGGGAUUCAACGAUGCCGAACUUGACGGAUAUUUGUGGAAAUAUUGGCAAUCAACAAUUAUAUUGAGGACUUUGAACAAACGUCAGUGCAAUAACUUGUGUAGCUUCAUGGAGUUUAUGUCCCUAUAUUACUAUGAUUUUCACACGAAAGUUUCAACUGUUCUAUGGGAAAAUUAUAAAAUGCUUUUUCUAAGAGUCUGUUUCAAUUUUAUUUACUAUUUGCGAAAGGAACUUCAUAUUUGUUCCGAAGAUGUGAUAAAGACAUUUAACCUAUUUUUCCAGGACUGUAAUUAUAUCAGGCGAUUUACUGAAGCCUUCGAUACCCCGUUACACCUUUACCUAUGCGCCAAUUAUUUCCAAAACCAAGUAAAUGAUGAAAGGAUAACACCAAACAGAUGGAACUUAGACAUAAACGCUUUCACAGUUUACGACAACUUUAUUGAAACAAAACUCAAAACUAUAAGAUUUCAAGAGAAAAACAAAAUCGAUUUGCACAAUCCGGACAAUUUGACGAUUUACGAGAAAAUUCGUGAGGACUUCUUCGUGAAACAUUACAAAUUGGGCGCGUAUGCUGUCUUUAAUCAGGACCUUAGCAAAAUAUUUGACGAAAAGGAAUUAUCUAAAAUAAGAAAAACUAUAGAAAAUAUUAAAAUUGGCACGGAAAAGACUGGACUGGUUCAGAGCAUCAUUAACGGUAUACCCACAUUUAUACAUAGGACGUUCACCGAAUAUUUCGCAGUCGAAUAUAUUUGUCAAUUAUUGAAAUCGGCCACAGGGACAGAAAGCCAAAGAAAGAUUUGGGACUUCAUUUUAAAUGUCCUAUUUACAAAGUGGUACAUAAAUAUGCGUCAAAUGUUUGGCUACAGAUUAAAAACAGACAAUGUGUUGAAAGCAACAGUAUAUGAGCAUGGUGAAACAAUUUUUGAUUUGUUAUUGACGCAGGGCAAGGGAGUUCACGCUUACAAUCCAGAUGAUUUUAGCAAGGAAUUGUAUUUAAAAGUGAAAACACAUCUAGAUAGUGCCAUGACCAAUGAUCUUGCAAGCUUCGUCCCAAUAUUAUGUGAUUUAAAAGAAAAAAUGGCUGAAGAUUAUAUACAAAAGUUUGUAGACGCAAUAUCUAGAACUAAAGGUUUUAUAUUAUUGAAUUCAGUAUUAAAAAAACGAAAAUCUUUCUUAAAUAAAAUUGAUGAAAUAAAAUAAA
This is a messenger RNA of Spodoptera frugiperda (fall armyworm), 5925 nucleotides long. RefSeq lists its product as uncharacterized. Bases 1916 to 4330 code for a protein of 804 amino acids. The transcript has 4 exons. Lineage: Eukaryota; Metazoa; Arthropoda; Insecta; Lepidoptera; Noctuidae. The record is from RefSeq and is a predicted model, not a curated record.